AACACAAGAAGCAUUUAGCUCAAAUGCACGCGCUCGCAGCCGAGGGUUGGUGGCCAAAACUGCUUCGGGUGACAUCGUUUCAGCAUACUCACCACAGCCAAAUGCUGAAGUGAGAUAUCCACAAAUCGUUCAAAGCAUCCUCGGCAUGUUGACAUCCUGUCGUGCGGCCAAUGCUUGCACUCGUCUUUUCUUGCCGAUUGCGUGCUUUUGGUUGGAGGAUUCAGUUGUAUUUUUGCUCUCUAUGUAAGCGAACGUGUAUGCCGUGCGUGGACGUGUGGUAAAACGGCUUUGGUUUUUGCUGGUCGAUGACUGUUUGCGGUUAAUUAACAGUAUUUGUAGUAAUCGCACGGAAAUUUUUGCGAUUCGAUCGGAAUUCUUUUUUUUUGGAAAUUAUACACAAUGUCUUCGUGUGCAAUUUGAAUGUUGUGAAACUAUGCGAAUUUUAAGUGAUUUAAAAUAGUGAAAUGGCUAAGAAAUAGUUUAAAUAUCGAAAUGUUAUGCUUUCAUGGAAAAACAGGAAUUUAAAUAUUACUCUUUUGCAUUUAUGCAUGGACAUAUCAACAAAAAAGCAAUCUAAUUUUGGAAUAACCACAAACAGUAAACGGUAGAUGAAAUAUUCAAACCAACAACAACAAGAACUAAAAAACUCAUCAAACAGUGCGCAUAAAUUCGAAAAUCUCCAAAACUAUGCCAUCUAAAUCAAUAAGACCAGCGGCGUUAUAGCAAUCCACAAAAGCUGCCAAAGUAUUUGAAGCGUAAAGACUUAAAAUUUUAGAUAAUCAUAACGUAAUUUAGAAAAUGCAGCUUACUUAUUUACUGAAUUGGUCAAUAUGCUGCACCUUUCUGUGUCUGCUGACAGUGGAUUUCGUAACGUCACUGCGCGAUGUACGCGUCAAGAUUCCACAUGCCGCGCGACGCGGUGAGAAGGUGACACUUAAGUGUCUCUACGAUCUAGAGGGCGACAGUCUGUACUCGGUUAAAUGGUACAAAGGACGGCGCGAGUUCUACAGUUUCACGCCGAAAGAAACGCCAGCAAUUAAAGUCUAUCAGAUCACAGGCGUGCGGGUAGAGCGUUCGGCAUCCAAUGAGAGCCAAUUGGUUUUGGACUCCGUUACUGUCUCCACCACUGGCAAGUACAGUUGUGAAGUGUCCGCAGAUGCGCCAUCCUUUCACACGGAGAUCUCGGCCGGUGAACUGGAAGUGGUUGAAGUACCGGGAAAGGAUCCUAUUAUAACUGGCAUAAAAUCACGCUAUCGCGUUGGCGACAUAGUACGUGGCAAUUGUACGUCUCGGCACUCUAAGCCAGCGGCAAAUCUAACAUGGACGAUAAAUGGACGAGAGACCAAUCCCUCCCAUAUACGCCACCACAAACCCAUGCGAGAGGCGCGCGAACUGGAAACAGCCGUUUCAGGGAUACACUUCGUGAUCACACCCCAACACUUCAGCGCAGGAAAAUUAAAGAUACGCUGUACUGCACACAUACACGAUGUCUACUGGAAAUCGACGGAGAAAUCGAUUGAGGAGGAGCGUCACAAACAUAAUAUGAACUCGGUCAAUACCUUUUCAGAUGAUUACUUUGACUCGGAGGAUGAUCAGUUGAUAGAUCGUUCUGACACUUACACGACGCACAUAAAAGGUGCUGUCUCAUCCUUGAAUGCCAAUGGCGCAACACAACAACAUUGUCAUUGCCUGUCAUGGCUGGUGCGUUGGACGGCACUGGUGCUGGCGGCCUGGCAUGCCAUGCGAUAUAUUCACCAAUUAUGCCGGCAAUUGUUUGUUUGGCGUGAAACAAUGGCGUCAAAAGGAACAACAAUACAAGCAAUCAGUACAACAACAACAACCAUAGUGCAUAAUGAAACCUUCACGCGAGCCAAAGGGCAACUAUUAAGUGGGACAAGUGCUGACGAGGCAACAACUACAAAAGCUGCUGUAAUGACAACACAAGCGGCAACAGCAGCAACAACAACAGUUGCAACAACAGCGCUGGCAGAAAUGACUGUUUGCCGCAACUGGGCAGUCGCCGACGAGCAAACAAAAUAUCGAACGCGAAAUGAAACGACGAAUUCACAAUUAAUAGAGAGAAUAAGCGUGCAGCAACAAUUACAUCACCAGCAACAGCGGCAGCGGCAACACAUAGUUGGGUUUGAAAAAAGGCCAGCAACACACAGACAACAACAGCAAGCACUACAACUACAAAAGCACUCGCCGAAAGGGGCGACAACAUUGCCAACAAUGCGAAUAGCAAUUAAAGCGAAAACAGCUAAAACAACAACAAGUGCUACAGUUCCAACAAAAAUGCUGCUCGCAGAGGCAACGGCGACAGCAACAUGAUUUCAUCGCCUAUAUUUUGUAGAUAAACCAGAAAUGUGAACUCGUAAAGAAAAGCGCACAGAGAAGUGGACGCUGAAAGUACGUCGAACUUCAUUGAAAUACAAAAUUACUCCCUUUGGCAUUAUUGAUGAGUUCUUCAAGCAUUUUCCCCCGAGAUAAUUAAACACUUCAUUUGGAUGUAUUUGAGAUAUUCAUUUUUCAAAAAUUCCAAAAUUCAAAUUUGUGUUUCCCACAUGAAAACCAAAAAAGCCAUAAGCCAUUUAAUGUAAGCCCACAGCACUUUGUGUGCAAGCAAUUAAUAUACUCGUACAUCCAAACUAUCAUACAACAGCAGUGUGAUAUGCAACAUGUUUUACAUUAGUUACGCAUUGAUAUGUGAAUUAUAUGCUUACGUAAGUGUAAAGUGAAAAAGUUCUAUAUAAAUGCAAUAUUUACCCAACCACUUAUAUUAUAUUUACUCAUGUACUCAUAGAUACAAACGUACUUAUUGUUGUACUUUCAAUUAUGUACUCGUGCAAACUAAUAAUUUUUCAAUGUAAUUGAAACUGUUAAUUUGAUUUUGUUGUGAAAUUUCAAUCCAAACAACAAUUUUAAACGCUUAAUUUGUCGACUUAAGUGCUUGCAUUCUUUUCUAGUGAAAAUUUUCUAGUGAAAAUUUCAUUGCAAAAAUACCCACAACUAAAUUGUAUGUCAAUAAGUACCGUUUUGAACAUGUAUUGAUUACUAAAAUUACUUUGAUAUUUUGUGAAAUAUUUAUUAUUAAGGUAAGUGCUUAAGCUCGUGCAUAUAUGUACAUAAAAAAUAAAACAAAAAGCAACUUAAAGCUCCACAUUACAGUUACGUAUUACUUUACAGUUAUACACAAAUAUACGCCAAAUAAUCUAAAAGUAAUUUAUCUAAUUGUAUUCAAAGUGUACUAUAAAUGUGUGCAAAUGUAAGUACUUGAAAGCAAAUUAAGAAGGAGCGAAGGCAAGAAGAGAAUUAAGUGAAAAUAUGUCUAGAUAUAGAAAGAGAUUCUACAUUCAUCUCGCCAUUACUUUCAUUUUAUUUCAAAUACAUUCGAUUACUACAUUACUGACUUGAUAAAUCUUCUGAACUGAGGGUUUAGAGAGAGCCUUGAAAGAGAUUCUACAUUCAUCUUACCAUUAGAUUACUACAUUACUGACUUGAUAAAUCUUCUGAAUUUAGGGUUUAGAGAGAGCCUUGAAAGAGAUUAUACAUUCAUCUCACCAUUACUUUCAUUUUAUUUCAAAGACCUUAGAUUACUACAUUACUGACUUGAUAAAUCUUCUGAACUGAGGGUUUAGAGAGAGCCUUGAAAGAGAUUAUACAUUCAUCUCACCAUUACUUUCAUUUUAUUUCAAAUACAUUCGAUUACUACAUUACUGAUUUGAUAAAUCUUCUGAACUGAGGGUUUAGAGAGAGUAUAAAAGCUAAGCCUUGGAAUAUCUCAAAAUUAAUCAAUAGAUCAUGAUAAAUCUCUGGACUAUCAUAAAAUUAUCAGAAAACCUAAACCUUGCAUUUUACUACCAAAAACUCCCAGUUACAUUUACCCUUAUUUCAUUUCAAAGUCUUACUUUAUGAUUAAUCCUUUCACAAUAUAAGGUAAAAAAUAAAACUGAUCUCUCUAGUUACUAUUUUUUUUUUUUUGGAAAACUCAAGUGUGUAAGUAUAAAAUAUAAAAAAAAUAUUAAUAUUUAUAUAUGUAUAGGUAAGUGAAGAUACGUACUUUGUUAAACAACCCUAAGCAGGUUUCCCUUAUAAAAAGACGAAUAGAGUGUUAGACAACCGAAACAAAAGGAAUAAUUUGUAAGCCAAAGAGGAAAUCAAAAUAAAAACUGAAAAACACAACAAAAACAAAAAUAAAUUUAAUUAGUACUAUAUAUAUAUAUAGAAAAUAUUUAUUUUGUAAGUUCUGAAGGCUGCAAGUUCAAUGUAAAAAAGCAUUAAUAUAAAAGUAGAUGAUAAUGGAUAUUAAAAAAAAAUUAUAUUCAAUAAAGUAGAGUUAAUUGUAGAACACUUUGUGCUGCAAAUGUUGUGAAAAUUUCUUGUGCAUUUAUAAGCAUUAAUGCAAAGUAUCGCAAUACGGUGAAGCAUAUGACUUAAUCUAUAGGUAAUAUAUACAAAUUAUAUACAAAAAAUAAAAUAAAUUAUAAAUAAACAAAAGAGAAAAAAUAGAGAUAUUCUCAGUAGCAGAAUGAUUGUAAGAUCGAGCAUAGAAUCCAGAGAACUACUUGCACCCAAAACUUUAACCUUAAAACUAAGCUUUUCUGCCUUUCCGAUGAUGAGCGUGUUAUUUCCACGAUUUAUUAUAUUUUUUAGCAUUUAAAAAUGUACAUUCAAAUUAGCUAAAUCAAAGCACUGUAAAUUAUCAAAGCAAAACUCGCAUAUUCUUAGCAAGUAAGACGCGCACACAAUUUUCGGUUAUUUUCUAAGUAGUUAGUAGCAAGAAAUUAGCGUUUCCUUUGUAAAGAGCACGUAGCUACGAGUAUGCCGACAAAGCAGAGGCUCAGCGAUAAAAUAUAUAGGAAAUAAAAAAAUACAGAGUAAACUUGUAAAGUAAUGUAAAAUUAUAUUAAAUACUUGAGAUUAAAUAAAUAAAACACUUACUUUUGUAAAAAGCAAAAACAAAAACAAAAAAAUAUAUUUAAAAAGUGCAUGCAGUCAAAUGUAUGCGUACACUGCGGUUGCACAUGAGCAAUAUGUGUAUGAUGAACUGUAUUUAAAAAAAAAUCAGAACUAUAUAUAUAUAUACAUACUGCAUAACUGUAUAAAUAUAGCAUUAGCAUUAAUGUAUUACUGCAAGCAAAUAAACUGCAAAUAUGUAUUUAUGGGAAUAAUAUUUAUGUAUAUGAAAGCAAAUGUUAAUCCAUUAGCCUCCCGCAGCAACACUUAAUAAAAUUACGAAAAGCGUUAAACCAAAGAGUAAACUGUGUGUGUGUUUUUCCAUUAAAAACCAAUUUUUUCCCACUCAUUCGUGCAACACAAAUAUAUAAUCAUAUUUUCGACGAAUAAAUGCAAACAAAUGCUGCUCUGCAAUAACAACAAAAAAAAAAAAACUUAAAAACAAAAACACAAAUACAUACAGGCACACAAUUUUUGUGAAAACAUGUCUAUAUUAUUAAGCCAAACAUAAUUACAAUGUAUUAUACAUAUACCCACAUACACACAUACAAACAAACAUAAAGUUAUACUAACAAAUACACACACACCCACACAAGUAAAGUUGUGAAAACACUAUAGCAAAAAUAUAUUAACAAAACUACAGAAGCUGAAAAAAUAGCGCAUAACUAAUUGCGGCGACUGUGUGCGUUGCAAACGUGCCAUAUGAGGGAAUUUGUUGCUUUAUGAAAUGCAAAUAUUUCAGUUAUAAUUAAAUUAAGUGCUGAAAAAACUUAUAAAUAUUUACAAAUAGCUCCCCGGACACAAAAAUUUACACCACAUAAUUAUGAUUUAUCCAUAAAUAAUUAACUUGUUUCGCCGAGUUACGCAGACCCCCCGAGAAAAAAGCAUUUAAACAUUUACGUUUGCAUUGAAAAAAUGAAACAAAAACAAAUUAUAACGGAAAAAUUCAAAUGAAAUUUUAGUAAGCAGCGUUUUCGCGGUAAAAAUUUAUUUAAACAAAAUAUUAAUUGCUAAGAUGUAUAAAAAAUGUCUAUGGAAUACAGCCAAAAUGGAAGCAAAUCGAUGCAUGAAUAAAGAACUUAUAAA
Molecule: messenger RNA, 6042 nt
Organism: Zeugodacus cucurbitae (melon fly)
Lineage: Eukaryota; Metazoa; Arthropoda; Insecta; Diptera; Tephritidae
Gene: beat-Ia
Exons: 9
Coding region: 799-2331 (510 amino acids)
Source: RefSeq, a predicted model, not a curated record